Molecule: messenger RNA, 997 nt
Organism: Helianthus annuus (common sunflower)
Lineage: Eukaryota; Viridiplantae; Streptophyta; Magnoliopsida; Asterales; Asteraceae
Product: steroid 5-alpha-reductase DET2
Exons: 2
Coding region: 98-910 (270 amino acids)
Biological process (GO): lipid metabolic process
Molecular function (GO): oxidoreductase activity, acting on the CH-CH group of donors
Source: RefSeq, a predicted model, not a curated record
UAGUACACUCGAACCUUAAAACUUGCACCAUAAAACACUUGCCAAACACAAGAGUAGCUAGCAUUUAGAGAUCUAAACUUCCAAACCCAGAAAAAAAAUGGUGAUAUCAUUCUUGCCAACACUCUUAUUUCCACCACCAUCUUCGUUGUUCGUCACCGCAAUGUCGAUAUUAAGCUGUCUUUCACUCGCACACAGCGGAUACAUGGAAACCAAAGGCAAACACAUCCAGUAUUCCAAGUUCUUUAAUGUCGCAAACUCGAAGAAACCAACGAAGGAUCAAGAAAUCAAGUUGGCUAGUAGAAAUGGGAUGUUGUUACUCUAUACACCAGCGUUCCUCGUAGGUCUUGUUUCUUUCGUGGCUUUUCGCGGUCAAGAUCUUCGACUCUUAAUGGUUGUAUCUGCUCUUACCAUUCAUUUCUUCAAGAGGGUCAUUGAGGUGCUUUUAGUUCACAAAUAUAGCGGUUACAUGGCACUUGAAGCUGCAAUACCGAUCACUUUAAGCUACACCAUCUCUACCGCGACAAUGAUUUACGCGCAAUACCUAUCCGAAGCAUAUGUUGAGCCGUUAGUCGAUCUCAAAUAUGUUGGAGCUACGUUGUUCUUGAUUGGAAUAACCGGAAACUUUUACCAUCAUUGGAUUCUUUCAAAUCUAAGAAAGAAGGGUGAUAAAGAGUAUAAAAUCCCAAAUGGAGGAUUGUUUAAUUUGGUCAUAUGCCCACACUAUCUGUUCGAGAUUCUAGAGUUCAUAGGAAUCGCUUGCAUAUCGCAAACAAUGUAUUCGGUUUCGUUCACUAUUGGCACGAUAUGCUACUUGAUGGGAAGAAGUUUGGCUACAAGAGAAUGGUACGUGUUGAAGUUUGGGGAGAAGUUUAACAAGGAUGUCAAGGCUCUAAUUCCAUAUAUUUUUUAAAUAUUUUGAGAAUGUAAUUUAUAAUAAAGUUGUGUAAGGAAUGUAUAUUGUUUAGUUUUUAGUAAGCAAGAAGACAUUUUUUGGUUU